AAUUCUUCGAUUUGGAUUUGUGUCUCUACACUUUGUACAUAUCCUUAUUAUUCCUUGACUCCACACCAUCAUAACUUGGGAAAAACUAUCAAAGCGAAUCAUAAAGAAAUGGCACAAUACUCAUUACUAUCGGCUGUGGCUCUUAACUUAUUUUUAUAUUCGGAAGCUAGUUUAGAAAGUAAUUUCACCUAUGAUAGUACAUCAAUUUUAGAUAGUAACAAAGAAUUGAACUCUACAAAUUCCGUCCCUCACUUUGUACAAAUCUCUUUCCCAGGAGGGGUGGUUCUGUCAACUGUGAUAACUCUGAUCAUCGUAUCAUACCUGUUUUUAUUUCUAGUCAAAGUCUGUGAUUGUUAUUUUAUAUCGACGAUUAAAGUCAUAGGAAGAAAGAUCGGACUUUCUUCAGAUGUCGCCGGAGCGACACUCAUGGCUGCGGCCGUCUCCUCGCCUGACUUGUUUAUGAAUAUCAUAGGCACGUUCGUGACGGAAGGGGACAUCGGGAUCGGUACCAUAGUCGGCUGCGGCCUUUUUAACACCCUCGCAGUACCAGCGCUGUGCAUUUUAUUGACUUCGCAAAACACGAUCCGGCUGAACGCUUGGGCGCUAACGAGAGACACAAUAUUCUACUGCACAUCACUACUAAUUUUAACUAUUUCAUUGACCGAUAACAUGAUUGCAUGGCAUGAAGGACUUAUACUUGUUUCAAUAUACCUAUUAUACCUUUUAUUUUUGAGUAUAAAUACACUUUUACGGACAAAAACUGAAGAUUUGCUCAAUUACUGUAUAAAGAAUACAUCAGAGGAUCGUGAGACAAAAAUUCCAAUCCUCCUUAAAUCACAUUCAAUACUAUCAUAUGGUGGAGAUGAUGAUACAUGCUCAGAAUUUUCUGAAGAUGAUGCGAUUCCAUGGUGGAAGGUGCUUUCACGAAUUAUUACUUUCCCUAUUGAUACUAUCCUACGAGCAACCGUGCCGUUGCCACAUAAGGAAGUCUGCGGAUACAAGCUGUAUCCAGUUACAUUCGUAAUCUGCCUCGUAUGGAUUGGAAUCAUAUCGUACGUCGUCGCUUGGAUGAUCACCAUUGCAGGUUUUGAGCUGAAUAUAUCGGAUUCUUUUCUUGGUCUUACAUUUAUUGCAAUCGGUAUGGGAGUUCCUGAAGCAGCAUCAAGUGUCAUUGUAGCAAGGAGAGGAGAUGGAGCAAUGGCACUUUCAAACAGUAUGGGCUCGAGCAUUUUUGAUACGCUCGUCUGCCUCGGUGUACCAUGGCUAUUGCGAGCGGGAUUCAGUAAGGAGCACAGUGUGCAUAUUGGUUCAAGGGGUAUAGCCUACACGUCAGUGCUCCUUAUCGUUUCCAUUAUCGUUUUAUACUGUUCAGCCGUGUUCAGCAAAUUCCGACUCAAUAGAACUGUUGGCUAUGUUUGUCUGUUCGUCUACAUUGUAUUAGCAGUACUCUCCGCUCUAAUUGAGAUGAACGUAUUCUUCAAAGAAAACGACUGAAUCUGCGACUAGUCGGGUUGUCUAUCGCAUCUACGGUCGAUUCCUUUAAAUAAAAAAGAAACUGUACAAACACA
This is a messenger RNA of Cimex lectularius (bed bug), 1568 nucleotides long. RefSeq names its product sodium/potassium/calcium exchanger 2-like. Gene Ontology annotation, biological process: intracellular calcium ion homeostasis; calcium ion transmembrane transport. The transcript has 11 exons. Gene Ontology annotation, molecular function: calcium channel activity; calcium, potassium:sodium antiporter activity. NCBI's taxonomy places the organism in Eukaryota, Metazoa, Arthropoda, Insecta, Hemiptera, Cimicidae. The coding region runs from base 109 to 1494 and encodes 461 amino acids. The record is from RefSeq and is a predicted model, not a curated record. Gene Ontology annotation, cellular component: membrane.